CGUUGGAGGUGCCUGGCGAAGCUCAGCUUCCGGGACUGCGCCGAGCGGGGCUGGCGGUCCCGGCCCGGGGGCUUUGGCCGCAGAGCUCGCGGGUUCUGCAGUCUGGACUCGCAUGGGGAGAUCGCGAUGUUCUCCUCCCAGGCCGGCGCCCGGCCGCGGACGUGGGAGGCUAGUCCCUCAGAGCACAAGAAGUGGGUGGAAGUAUUUAGAGCAUGCGAUGAAGAUAACAAAGGCUAUCUAAGCAGAGAGGACUUUAAAGUUGCUGUUGUAAUGCUGUUUGGUUACAAGCCAUCCAAGAUAGAAGCUGAUUCUGUGAUGUCUUCAGGAGAUCCAAACACUUCUGGGAUACAACUUAAGGAGUUUUUAGACAUUGUAAGGAAAAAGAAGGAAGCUCAACUGUAUCGCAAUGAAGUAAGACACAUCUUCACAGCUUUUGACAGGCACUAUCGUGGAUAUUUAACUCUGGAAGAUUUCAAGAAAGCAUUUAAGCAGGUGGCUCCCAAGUUAUCAGAAAGGAUUAUCCUCGAGGUAUUCAGGGAAGUAGAUCAAGACUCAGAUGGUCAUGUCAGCUUCAAAGACUUCGAAUAUGCCAUGAACUCUGGACAAAAGCAAGCCUAAUUAUGGUGUACUGCUUGUAUGCAACUUCUGGGGAGACCAGAAUAGAUGGUGAUGUAAAGAGAUGUCAGAUUGCACCCUAGCGAUGGUGUCAUACUCCAUACCUUCCAUUAAACUCUUUAUAUGGUCUGCAGAUGCUCACGACUGCUUGCAUCUCAGACUCCUAGAGGUGGUUAUUAUGAUUAUAAGUCAUCUUCUUCCAUGUGGCCCUAGCCCUAAGUUCGGCUGCUGCUGGCACUGCCACUGGGGUUGUCCCCAACCCUUCCUCUUCACUUGCAGCCCCCGACUCCCACCCACAUCACAGGCAGGGAGGCUCCACUCGUUUCCUGGUCCUCGACACCUACCCAGAGGCUCCCUGGCCCUCAGCAGGUCCUAACCCCCAAGGAGAGGGUGUUUUUUUCCUGCCAACAGUGCCGGUUUCCUUCGUGCAUUCAGCAUCAGUUGAUCAAGUAAUAGCGCCUGCACGUUCUGAGUGCUGACUGUGUUCCAAGCAGUGAGGAAGGCUUUUGGAAAACCAAGACUAAAGACUUCUCUAAGAAAAGGUGCCAUGGGAUUUCCCAGGCAAGGAUACUGGAAUGGGUUGCCAUUUCCUUCUCCAGGGGAUCUUCCCAACUCAGGGAUCAAAUCUGUCUCCUGCUUAGCAGGUGGAUUCUUCACCAACGAGCCACCUGGGAAGUCUACAAUGUAUCAUUAGUAUUCACCAAAAUCAUCACCAAAAAAUGGCCCUAGAGCACUCGCUAUGUAAGACAGAGAGACAGAUUGGGCUGUAAUUAGUAAGUCUUUUCCCAGCUGUACACGCAGAGGAAGAAUAGGGUGGGAACAAAAACUUAUCUUCAGAAUCCAUUAGAAUGGCCUGGGCCUGGGGUUCUGCAGCAGAACAGCAAGCCCUGGGCUGCCCUCUCCUGGACUCUGACUGGUUCUGGAAGGUUCUUCCAUGCACCAAGGGUCUUAGCCAUCUGUGUACCUGUUCUCUGUGCUCUGCCCAUCCACACCUGGGAUCUAGGGACUAUGACCCUGGACAUUCAGCACUUAAGUAAAUACUCAUAUCAAUACUAA
Capra hircus (goat) is the source of this 1671-nucleotide messenger RNA. It is a transcript of the gene EFCAB11, whose product is annotated as EF-hand calcium binding domain 11. The transcript has 6 exons. Gene Ontology annotation, molecular function: calcium ion binding. Gene Ontology annotation, cellular component: cytoplasm. NCBI's taxonomy places the organism in Eukaryota, Metazoa, Chordata, Mammalia, Artiodactyla, Bovidae. The record is from RefSeq and is a predicted model, not a curated record. The coding region runs from base 127 to 618 and encodes 163 amino acids.